Molecule: messenger RNA, 638 nt
Organism: Aphidius gifuensis
Lineage: Eukaryota; Metazoa; Arthropoda; Insecta; Hymenoptera; Braconidae
Product: larval cuticle protein A2B-like
Exons: 3
Coding region: 115-612 (165 amino acids)
Cellular component (GO): extracellular matrix
Source: RefSeq, a predicted model, not a curated record
UUACAUUAUUACAUCAACACAAAACAUGGAUCCUUGUUAUAGCCCUAUAUAAACUCUGGACUCUCAGCAAGUAGACAUCAUUCGCUUCGAGUCUUCAAAUCAAGCAACUUAAAAAUGGCAUUCAAGUUUAUUGCACUUUUCGCCCUUGUGGCAGCUACCAGUGCUGGCUAUGCACCACUUGCAUACUCAGUUCAUCAUGGUCAACCAUUGGUCUAUGCAUCUGCUCCAGUUGUCACCAAAAUUGUUGAAGAACCAUACAAUGCUAAUCCUCAAUACAGUUACAACUAUGGUGUAAGUGAUGCUCUUACUGGUGACAACAAAAGUCAACAAGAAACUCGUGAUGGUGACAAAGUCACAGGUAGCUACUCUCUUGUUGAUAGUGAUGGAACAAAAAGAACUGUUGACUAUACUGCUGAUGAUGUCAAUGGAUUCAAUGCUGUUGUACGUAAAGAACCAGCUGCUGUUGUUGUAAAAUCUGCUCCAGUUGUUCAUGCUGCACCAGUCGUUCAUGCUGCUCCAGUUGCACAUGUAUAUGCUGCUGCUCCAGCUGCACAUGUUUAUGCUGCUGCUCCAGUUGCUCAUCAAUACGUUCAAACUGUUCACCAUUACUAAAUGAAAUAAUAAAUAUCUUUUUUUUU